AUGUCAAAGAUUCUUCUUGAGCGCCAAACAUGUGUCUUAACGGAACGAGUUGGUACCACAGAGGUAUAUGUAGUAGUUAAACAAACCAAUUUUCUCUUAUGUUUAACGUCAACGGAUCCCAUUGAAAAUGCUGACGUGUCCUGUGAUUUAUUAUAUGACAUGCCUGAUUUAAAAGCUGUUCCCUAUGUAGCUCAGAAGCCGAUCACAUUUCGAUCUCAACAAGUCUCACCUGAAGCCAUCAAUGUAGAAUGUAAAUUGAAUGUCUUAUCUUCUCAACAUGAAGAUAUGCUCUUUAGAAUUCGCGUAGUUGUUUCCGAUAAAGGGAAACCUGUCGGCGAAGUGAUUUCAAAUCCGAUCCGCUCGACUUCCAAAAUUGAUACCAAUAAAAAGACUCGGCAGUUCUCAAAGUACAACGGACAACUCACGACAGUCCAGGCAAUGACCACGCCGGCUCAGUUGAAGAAACCAAAGAAGAAUGACAUCUUAGCUCCCGCCGUUACUCAACGAAGAGUCUUUGAAUUGGCUUUACUGUCUUCUAACACUAUUUUACUCGAAAGACUUCGACAAGCUAAUCGAAGAGAAGAACAAAAAGUGACGACAGUCGACGCUGGAGUUCAACAAGUCUGCGAAAAGAUGGCUUCUAUGGAAUACACUCAACUCCAAAUGAACUUGAUGAACACUUUGGGUGGGUUGGACCAAGAACAAAGUAACGCUCUCUUCGAAAUUUGCUCAGUUAUUCAAUCAAUGUAUCCUCAACAAUACACUUUCCAACCCGUCGUGGAACAAAAGUUCACGCCUUUCGGUGAGUUCAAUGGAAACUACUCAGGUCAACCUAACGUAUUCGGCGGAUUCUAA
Messenger RNA from Entamoeba invadens IP1, 855 nucleotides. RefSeq lists its product as hypothetical. Bases 1 to 855 code for a protein of 284 amino acids. NCBI's taxonomy places the organism in Eukaryota, Evosea, Mastigamoebida, Endamoebidae. The record is from RefSeq and is a predicted model, not a curated record. The transcript has a single exon.